CCCACAUAUCGGAUGACUCGCCCCUCCCUCUUUUUAAACAAGUGUAUUACGCGGAACAGUCGUGAUUAAACGUUAUUUUGGGGGAUAUUAAUUUUUGUGGUUUGUUGAUAGCUGACAGCUAGGCUUGCAAUGUUUUUCAUUCACUUCGCACUUCCUCACAUUUACGAAUUUCCUGCUAAGUCAAUAAUGCAUGGCACCUUUCAUUCAUAGUUGCUAACGCUAAUUUGGGACUGGCCAAACUGAUUGCCAUUGCCUGAGCAGAAUUUGGUAGACCUAUUAAACGUAUUUUACGUUUACACUCCUAUUCACUGGAGUAAACUAAAAGCCGAAAUGUACUGUUUCUUUUCGUUUUUAUUUCCAGAGAACAUAGGUUGCUCGUGACAAAAGGUAACUGGUCAAUCGAAUAAGGACAACUGCUUCAAAUAUUUUUGAUAUACGAUCGGUAGUAAAUUCCAACCACUAUGGAUUACGAACAUAAAGCGAAGUUGGUGGCUGAAUGUUUGCAGAGCUACAGGAAGGAUGAAUCCGGUUGGAAGGUCUGCAAAAAAUCGAACGACGUGGUUGUGUCAUGGCGACCUUCUUCCGAGUUCCCAGGGAAUGUCUAUAAAGGGGAUGGAGUUAUAAAUGACAGCCUGGAGAAGGUUUGGGAGUGUCUGAAGCCUGUCCCGAAAGGGCUCAGAGUCAAGUGGGACAAUAACGUGAAGAAGUUUGAAGUUUUGGAACAAAUCACUGAGGACAUCUCUAUCUGCAGAACAGUCACGCCCUCAGCAGCUAUGGGUAUCAUAGCGCCUCGAGAUUUUGUCGAUGUUAUUGUAAUCAGGCAGUAUGAAGAUGGCACAAUUUCAUCCAAUGCCACGAAUGUGAGUCAUCAAGGCUGCCCCAUUCAGUCUGGCUAUGUGAGAGGGCUCAACUAUCCGUGUGGUUGUAUCUGUGUCCCGAUAUCAGCAGAGCCCAAAAAAACCCAGGUCCUCACUUUCUUCCAGACUGACCUUGGCGGCUUACUGCCUCGCUCAGUGGUUGACUCCUUUUUCCCCUCCAGCAUGACAGAGUUCUACGGCAACCUGACCAAGGCUGUCAAAUCUGUUUGACUUUCCAUCCAUUUUCUCUCUCUCUCAUCAUCGUUAGCGUGGCAGGUGAGCUGGAAGCUAUUGCAAUUGACAUGCAAGGCGGGUUACCCCCUUGAAGGUUUUCCAGUCAAUUGCAGAGAUUAUACUGUGUCGUAGUCAGAAUGGUGGAUAUUUUGAGACCCAAAUUCAAAAUCCCACUUUUAUUUCAUGCUAUUUCCAACUCGAUGUGUGUCCGACAACUCAGAACAGGGCAAAUUUUGCUUGAAGCCACCCGCUUUUCAAGUGAGCAAAAGUAAAAUGGAACAGACAUUAUUAAAGUAACUGAUAUUUGGUGGUGUAACUCAGUGGUCCUCAACCUUUACUCUGCCACGGUUCAGAUUAUACAAAUCCAUACCCUUUGCGGGCUGGAAACCAUACCCUGACCUGAUAGGGGUUGGGGGCCUAGGGAAGGAAGGCUGUGUGCUGGCGUUUGUUGUUGGGGGGGCUUUGUAGUGGCGGGGGUAUGAUUUCUGGAGGGACUGCAAUGCUACAACACUAAUAUCAAAUCCACUGUGUUUUUCCCACCAAUGUCGAAUGACUUUUUAGACUUAGAAAUGUACCGGUAGUUAGCCACCAAAUAUGAAACUUUCAAGGCGCUUAAAUGCGUUGACGAAUCAGUUAAAGGCUUUAUUGACGCAACGGAGAGCUCCUCGCCACAUAUUUUGCAAAGAAUGGAAAUUACAAUCGACUGAUGAAGUGAAUUUUCUUCAAAUCACAAAUAUUCACACACAAACACUGUGGAAACACACGCACAAAGGUAAGAUAACACUACUCAAAAGGCACAAAUUCUUCCCAGUCUGUGAUUUGUGAGUUCCAUCCUUGCACGGACGGGCACCACACUGCCCAAAAUGCUCAGGAACAGCGUGUAUUUUUUAGUUUGUUUGUUGUUUCAAUUGCCAUUAUUGCAAUGUUUUUAUUUACCCAAUGACAUUUAUUAUUUCGUCCUUUCAAGUUGUAUGUAAAGUUCAAGGAUUUACACAAUGAAUGUUUGUGCGAUAGCUCCGUUUGAUUUUUCCCUCUUCUCUCAGCUUCAAAACUCUUUUGGGCUUCAUGCUAGCUUCACAUCAAGUGCAGUUUUUACAGGGGCAACCCAAAGCAAGAAACAGGCACCAUCUGAUGUUUAACCCAUCAAUCUAAAAGGCAACCCCUGACCUGUCAGUCACGUGUUCCAAUACUUUUGCUCACUUGAAAAGUGCAUGGCUUCAACAAAAGAUGCCGAGUUGUUUUUACAUGUACAGAUGUAAAUGCCAUGAAAAAAAAAAAUACACACACACACACACACGACAUGGGCAUGUGUUUCUGUUUUGAAAAAAGGCUAUUUUGAUAGCCUUCAACAGUCAGAAUUGAAGCUGUUUGAUUUAUCUUGUGUGUUACCUUGGUCAUCUUGUUUCCGAUGUAGAGAGUAAAGCCUCUGUUAGAUUGCCAAUCAAAAUGUCUUUUUUUCUGUUAGGACUCUGUGGUGAAAGCAAGCAAGUAUAUCCAUGAGAUGUACUUAUUGAAUCAUAACUGCAUAGAGUCACAAAUCCUGAAGAACAUAGAUAAUUAAGCAUGUAUAUAUAACAUGUUGUAAUCUUCACCAUAGCUCUUUUUUAAACUACCAUUCCAUUGCUGUCCUGUGAAAUACAAGAUUGUCCAUUUUUUAAAAUUUUAACGUAAAUGGGGUAUGUCUGCGAUUUGGUCAUCUCAUUUUCGUUAAGAUUUUUUUUCUAAAUGACAAAAAUGGACACUUGUGUUUUUCACACGACGACGGUCAUUUGUUAUGCUUUCUGAGUUCUGAUAUCACGCCUUGACUGUAAGUAACUGUCUGCCUGAGAUGAUACGACCCUAUGAAGUUGUUGUAUGCGUGUAUUUUGUCAGAAUGAUCUAAGUUUGGUCUACAUCAAAUAAUUCAUUUCACACCAAAAUGGGUUGACUUCAUUACAAAUAUGGACUGACUAGAAAUCAGACAUUUUCCUUCAUUUUGUUUACACAAGGCUGUGUGUUAAAAAAAAGGUCACUCAGUAGGAGAGUACCGUAUUUUCUGCACUAUAAGGCUCAUUGGAUGAUGAGGGGCAUAGAAUGGAAGCUACAAUAGUGGCCGCUGUUGUGCUAUGCAUCCACUAAAUAGAGCUACACUAUAGGGAAUACAAUACAAUACA
This is a messenger RNA of Hippocampus zosterae (dwarf seahorse), 3244 nucleotides long. It is a transcript of the gene stard5, whose product is annotated as StAR-related lipid transfer (START) domain containing 5. NCBI's taxonomy places the organism in Eukaryota, Metazoa, Chordata, Actinopteri, Syngnathiformes, Syngnathidae. The record is from RefSeq and is a predicted model, not a curated record. The transcript has 6 exons. Bases 462 to 1088 code for a protein of 208 amino acids. Gene Ontology annotation, molecular function: lipid binding.